Molecule: messenger RNA, 1872 nt
Organism: Colletotrichum karsti
Lineage: Eukaryota; Fungi; Ascomycota; Sordariomycetes; Glomerellales; Glomerellaceae
Product: anaphase-promoting complex subunit cut9
Exons: 2
Coding region: 1-1872 (623 amino acids)
Biological process (GO): cell division
Molecular function (GO): protein binding
Source: RefSeq, a predicted model, not a curated record
AUGGAAAAGUUCCUUCGGGAAUGGAGGCAAGAUGCCCUGAACAAAGCCCAGUACGACUCCGCCAUCUUCAUCGGCGACAAAUUGCUGGCUCUUACCCAUGACGAUAAAGAUGCAUUCUGGUUGGCACAAGUGCACUUUAAUCACGGCAACUACACCCGCGCUCAGACGUUCCUCGCUAAGCACGACCUCGUCGCUCGCAACCCUUCUUGUCGAUACUUAGCCGCACACUGUCUGAUCAAGCAAUCAAGAUUCGAGGAGGCAUUGGGCGUGCUCGGCGAUCGAAACCCGACCCAUCUCAUCUCCAAUGCGAGCAACAAGCGGAAAGCCCAAAAUACUGCCCCUCUCGGUAGGGCCGUGGGGGCUCAUGUCAAGGGUAUCUCCAGAGACAGGCUGGCUCGUGACGAUGCUGUGGAUGAGGAGUCCACAAACAAGAAAUACGAAGCCGCCAUGUGCUACCUUCGAGGCAUCUGCUACGCCAAGCAAAACGCCUUCGAUCGGGCAAAGGAGUGCUACAAGGAUGCCGUACGAAUCGACGUGCAGUGUUUCGAGGCCUUCCAACAGCUCAUGACAAACUCAUUGCUCUCCCCAGAUGAGGAGUGGCAAUUUCUUGAAUCCCUCGACUUUGACGUUAUCAAUGUCUCGGGCGAUGUAUCAUCAUCACAAGAGGCGGCAGACUUCACCAAAAUGCUGUACACCACCCGCCUGUCCAAGUACAGAGAGCCGUCGGCCUUCAACGCCGCAUGCGAUACUUUGUCAACCCAUUACCACCUAGCCAAUAACCCAGAUCUCUUACUCGCCAAGGCCGACCUCCUUUUCACACAGUGUCGGUUCCGAGAUGCCCUCGACAUCACUGAAUCUAUCCUACAGGACGACAAAUACAACUUCAGCGUCCACCCCCUGCACCUGGCCUGUUUAUUCCAACUGAAGAUGAAGAAUGCGUUAUUCUUGAUCUCCCACGACCUGGCAGACACCCACCCAGAAGAGCCUUGCUCUUGGCUGGCAGUGGGCAUAUACUACUUUUCCAUUGACAGAAUUGCGGAGGCUCGACGAUACUUUAGCAAAGCCAGCAUGAUGGAUGCACACUUUGGACCCGCAUGGAUCGGAUUCGCGCACACAUUUGCCGCCGAAGGAGAGCAUGACCAGGCCAUCUCAGCCUACUCGACUGCCGCGAGACUCUUUAUGGGAACCCACCUCCCACAAGUUUUCCUGGGCAUGCAGAACCAUGCUCUCAACAACAUGACAUUAGCAGAGGAGUUCUUAAAGACCGCAUACGGACUAUGCAAAACAGACCCACUCCUUCUCAACGAGAUGGGCAUCGUCAAAUAUCAUCAAGACAAACCGCAAGAGGCCGUUCAGUUCUUCCGGGCAGCACUGAAGACGGCAGCCGAUAUUGAUUCGGACCCCUACGCUUGGUUGUCGCCGAGAACAAAUCUGGCGCACGCCUACCGCCGCUUGCGGUUAUGGAAAGAAGCUCUUGUAGAGUUUGAUGAAGUGCUGCGUCAGGGAGGCAAGGAUCCCGCCAUUUUCUGCGCAAAGGCUCUCAUCUACCUCGAGCAAGGGAUUCCUGAGAAGGCUAUCGUGCCACUACAUGAGGCUCUAGCCAUGAACCCGCAAGACGGAAUCGCUACGGAAUUGCUUAACAAGGCUCUGGAAGAGACGUCCGUCAUCGACGUAUUCGAUGGAGAUGACUUAGACGCGUUCGAGAACGAACUUGAUAUCGGGAAGGCUGCCGCUCGGGAUCGGGUAGCGCAGAGAGCAGGCCAGCGAGGAGACGCAAAGGGAAAAGCAAAAGUCAGCAGGGCGAGGGCCACGCUGAUGGAGGACGAUGACGGAAAGGGCGAGAGCAUGAUGGAGAUGACUGACGACGACUAA